AUGGAUGAUUCGUCAUCAUCAAGCAAAUUAAUAAUAACCACUACCGGCGGCGAAGAGGAUACCGCAAACCAACAAGAAAGACUCCUUCCUAUCGCCAACGUUGGGCGGAUCAUGAAACAAAUCCUCCCGCAUAACGCAAAGAUCUCCAAAGAAGCCAAGGAAACGAUGCAAGAGUGUGCUUCCGAGUUCAUCAGUUUUGUGACGGGUGAAGCCUCGGAGAAAUGCAAGAAAGAAAGAAGGAAGACGGUGAACGGCGAUGAUGUUUGUUGGGCUAUGGGUACCCUAGGGUUCGACGAUUAUGCUCCCCCGUUGAAACGGUAUUUAGAUAGAUAUCGUGAGGUUGAAGGAGCCGCCGGUGCUACUACUCCACAAACGAUUAUUAAUGAAGACGACACUCAAUUACCUUCUUCUUCUGCACCCGAUCCAGUUUAA
Erigeron canadensis is the source of this 432-nucleotide messenger RNA. Its product is annotated as nuclear transcription factor Y subunit B-5-like. Lineage: Eukaryota; Viridiplantae; Streptophyta; Magnoliopsida; Asterales; Asteraceae. The transcript has a single exon. The record is from RefSeq and is a predicted model, not a curated record. Gene Ontology annotation, molecular function: DNA-binding transcription activator activity, RNA polymerase II-specific; protein heterodimerization activity; RNA polymerase II cis-regulatory region sequence-specific DNA binding. Gene Ontology annotation, biological process: regulation of transcription by RNA polymerase II. The coding region runs from base 1 to 432 and encodes 143 amino acids. Gene Ontology annotation, cellular component: nucleus; CCAAT-binding factor complex.